CGCAGCUCAGUGUGGCGUGUGGCGUGUGGCGCUGCAGCAUCGUCCGGAAAGAGGGAGGAUUCUUAGAGUUCAGUGGCUGCGAGGCAUAGCGAGGAGGAAUGAUUGGGAACAGCCUCUCCCUGUGCUACCACAAUAAGCUCAUCUUAGCCCCCAUGGUCCGGGUGGGAACUUUACCAAUGCGUCUCCUGGCCCUGGAUUACGGAGCAGACAUUGUUUACUGUGAGGAGCUGAUUGACCUGAAGAUGCUCCAGUGCAAGCGGGUGGUAAACGAGGUACUCAACACAGUGGACUUCGUUGCUCCUGAUGACAGAGUAGUUUUUCGUACAUGUGAAAGAGAAAAGAACAGGGUGGUUUUCCAGAUGGGGACUUCAGACGCAGAGAGAGCCCUUGCUGUGGCCAGGCUUGUAGAAAAUGAUGUAGCUGGCAUUGAUGUCAACAUGGGCUGUCCAAAAGAAUAUUCCACUAAGGGAGGAAUGGGAGCUGCUUUGUUGUCAGACCCUGACAAGAUUGAGAAGAUUCUCAGCACUCUUGUUAAAGGAACACACAGACCUGUGACUUGUAAAAUCCGAAUCCUGCCGUCGCUAGAAGACACCCUGAACCUUGUGAAGCGGAUAGAGAGGACUGGCAUUUCAGCCAUUGCAGUUCAUGGGAGGAACCGGGAGGAACGACCUCAGCACCCUGUCAGCUGUGAAGCUAUACGAGCCAUCGCCGAAACCCUCUCCAUUCCUAUCAUAGCCAAUGGAGGAUCUCAUGAUCACAUCCAGCAAUAUUUGGACAUAGAGGACUUUCGCCAAGCCACAGCCGCCUCUUCAGUGAUGGUGGCUCGAGCAGCCAUGUGGAACCCCUCCAUCUUCCUCAAGGAUGGCCUUCGUCCCUUGGAGGAAGUCAUGCAGAAGUACCUCAGAUAUGCGGUGGAGUAUGAUAACCACUACACCAACACCAAAUACUGCUUGUGUCAGAUGCUGCGGGAACAGCUGGAGUCGCCCCAAGGAAGGUUGCUCCAUGCUGCCCAGUCUUCCCAGGAAAUUUGUGAGGCCUUUGGCCUUGGUGCCUUCUAUGAGGAGACCAUUCGGAAGCUAGAUGCCCGGCGAGCUGACCUCUUGGCUAAGACUCCAGAGGCAGUUGAAGAACCCACUGAAGAUACAUCUGGCAUCAUUAAGAUGGCUAUCAGAUUUGACCGGAGAGCAUACCCACCCCAAAUUACCCCCAAGAUGUGCCUACUGGAAUGGUGUCGGAGAGAGAAGUUGCCACAGCCCGUGUAUGAAACAGUUCAGCGGCCCGUAGAUCGCAUGUUCUGCUCUGUUGUCACUGUUGCGGAGCAAAGGUACCAGUCCACAUUGUGGGACAAGUCCAAGAAACUGGCGGAGCAGACUGCAGCUAUUGUCUGUCUGCGGAAUCAGGGCCUCCCUGAGGGUCGACUGGGUGAGGAGAACCCCUCCUUGAACAAGCGCAAGCGAGCGGCCCCUGAUCAAGAUCUUGGGGGCGCCAGAGUUCAGGAGCCAGCACUACCUGGAGAGAUAUGCAAGAAGCCAUUUGUAACCCCGGGAAGUAGCGAAGAUAGUCUCCUGGAAGGCUGUUGACUACCGUCCCUGCCACCAGUGUGGGGGGCUGACGUGAAAGUGGUUUUGGGUGCUGGGGCCUAAGCCACAUUCCACUGGACAGUUUUCUGGCCCUCGCCAUUGCAGACGUUAGAGGUCCUGACCCAGGCCAUCAGUCUGCAACAAGUGCCAAGGGCUGUCCAGCGGUAAUCCUAUCUCCUCUCAUAGGUCUGAAUGGCUAAGCCAAGUUCCCAGUGACCUGAAUGUUUUUUUGAAAGCAAGGUUUUGAGGCCGCACCUCUAACUUGACAUUGGUACUGUGCAAUAAAGAUAGCCUGACUUUCACCCAUGGCCAACUGCGUCAGCCUUGGACUACAUCCUGGCAUAAUUACUGUUUCUACCCUCUGAAGAUCUGCCGAGUUCCAAAGCAUGCCUCUUGCAUGUAGGGAAAGAGUGGACCUUUGGGGUCCACUGGAUUUUGGUGAAAGCAAGAAAGGACCAAGAAAACCAUUUUAACGGUGGGAAACCUAGGCAUUAACCAUCAGUUGACUUUGCCGACAAGAGGUUCUAUGUAAUCCAGAAAAACAAGGGUAUCUGAUACCCCAGUAAAGGGCCAGUGUAGUAGAGUUGGGGUGGGGGUAAGGCCGCAGAAUCUCCUUUAUGCCUUACAAUUAAUUUGAGCUCAGACCUGAUGAAGUGCCGGCUCGGGACAGGGGACACCUGGGGCUGCUCAAUUUGGCUUUGGGGAAAUGCAGCAUUCACAGAUCACACACUGUCACUUUCCCCACCCCAGCUCCACUUGAGGUGGAAGGAAGUGGCAGAUUCUCUUUAAUUUCCUCCUGACAGUGAGAAGCAAACAAACAGCUACCACCACAUUUACUGGGGCCUCCCCACUCCCCUCCUGGGAGGGGUGGCCUGACCAAAGGUCUCUACCCUGCCCCACCCCACUUCCUCUGCUGUAAACAGGCUGUGUGACCUUCCUUUUGCCAGGCUAUAUGGGGGGAGAAUUCCCUUCUAAACCAAACCUGUCUUUCCCCCAAGUCCCCUGGGACAGUCUCAUGGCCCUGUGCCAGUCAGCAGCCCCUGGCCCUGCCUGUCUCUGAAUCAAUGGUUCAGUGACUUAGGCUGUGCCUGUUUCCAUGGACACCCACCCUUGCUCUUCUUUGUUAGAUAAGGAUACCAUGCUCCCAGAGGCCUUUCAGAGCCCCUUGCAUUUUGACCUUGGGUAACUCAUUUCUAGUAAUCAGCCUCACAGUGGGAUAAUUGUCCUCUGCUUAUGUGGAGCUGACCUGGGAUAGGGUACUAUGUGGUAUGUUUCUGCUUACUGAGAGACUGCCCUAACUUUUCAUCCUAAGGCUGUCAGAGUAGGGGCCCCACUAAGGGGAAAGACAGUCUUGGUCUGAUCUCAGCCAUCAAGAUUUAGAAAGUUUGUAUCCUGAUUUAUUUGUUUCUACUAAACCUGGCUUAAAAUUCCCCCUUUACUUUUCCUCAUACUUAAGACUGGCAGUAGGAAGACCAAGGCCACAGAGGACCACUUCCUUCAAGCAUGCUGGAGGAUGAUUCUGGGGACAGGGUGUCAGGUACAGUCUAAGUGGUCCUGGGUACUGACUGAUAUCAAGCCUCUUCUACCAUUAGUGUGGUUUUCCUGGGGAAACCCCUACCUUGGCAAGGUCAGAUUAAUUUUCUCUGCUACAGGAAGCAGAGACAAGGGUAGA
Molecule: messenger RNA, 3252 nt
Organism: Chionomys nivalis (European snow vole)
Lineage: Eukaryota; Metazoa; Chordata; Mammalia; Rodentia; Cricetidae
Gene: Dus2
Product: dihydrouridine synthase 2
Exons: 16
Coding region: 99-1580 (493 amino acids)
Biological process (GO): tRNA dihydrouridine synthesis
Cellular component (GO): cytoplasm
Molecular function (GO): flavin adenine dinucleotide binding; tRNA binding; tRNA dihydrouridine synthase activity
Source: RefSeq, a predicted model, not a curated record